Messenger RNA from Pseudogymnoascus destructans, 1591 nucleotides. RefSeq lists its product as uncharacterized. Lineage: Eukaryota; Fungi; Ascomycota; Leotiomycetes; Thelebolales; Thelebolaceae. The coding region runs from base 191 to 1306 and encodes 371 amino acids. The transcript is spliced from 4 exons. Gene Ontology annotation, molecular function: protein kinase activator activity. Gene Ontology annotation, cellular component: cytoplasm; nucleus. The record is from RefSeq and is a predicted model, not a curated record. Gene Ontology annotation, biological process: signal transduction; positive regulation of protein phosphorylation; cell division.
UCAAGAAUCAGUACCAAAGUGACUUGUCCAUAUUCACGUUUAUAAAGAGGAUUGAGAACUUAAGCACCGUUUAUCGUUUAAGGGCAGAACUUAUCCGAUACCAUUCUGCUCUUUCAGGGCUCUAUCUGUGGCACAACAACAUCCACCCCCGAUCGUUUGACCGAGUUUCAGACUCGUGACCGGCCUCAAGAUGUCCAACCUAUUCAGUGGCAUCAGCGGCCGCUUUCGCGGAGCCCAGAGUAAGACUGGUCAAUCUAAGACUCCAGUGGGAUCUAACGAUGGUCAAGGGCCCCCUCCGGUCCCCAACGUUCAAAACAGCAACCCCGCACCAAACCUAGCACCGCGCAUGCCCCCUCUCCCAGCUUCGCCGUCCCUUUCAUCGUCUAUGUCACUAGGUGAAUCGGCUGCUCCUCCGGCCACGAACAGCUCCGACCCGCUGUCUGGAUACAACCUACCCAGGCCAAAGCCAUUAUGGCUGAACGCAAUGCAUGCCAAGCAUAUUGUCAAGGGUAACUUUAUGACCCUGUCGGCCAAACCAAAGACUUUGGAACAGGGUGAAUGGGUGGCACAUCAAGUGGUUGAGCACUAUCGCAAUCUUUGGCUAUUUGUUCGUGUGAUCCAUGAGAAGGAUGAAGAUGGAACCACCAUCUGCAACCCAAAGACCUGCUCCCGCAUGUCAGCUGGAGCAAACCACUCUUUCACCUGGCUUAACUCCCGCCGUGAACCUGUUGAGGUCCCUGCGCACGAGUACAUCUCCCUGAUGCAACGCUGGAUCUCUGGCAAGGUCGAAAACACCGAUAUCUUCCCCACAGACCCUGCCUCGGUGUCGUUCGCCUAUAACACUGCCGCUCCCGGCCCCGCCUCCGCCAGUACCUACCCCUCAGGUUCGGGUUUAUCAAACGCCGGAACACCCAUCCCCGCCCCACCGACCUCCUCGACCAUUCCUAUCGCCGCCUUGUCUGGUUCCGACUGGGUCGGCAAGUCAUCCGGAUUCCCUCCCGAGUUCGUCCAAGUUUGCCAAGCCAUCUUCCGCCAGAUGUUCCGCGUCUACGCCCACCUGUACUGGGCCCACUUCAGCGAGCCCUUCUAUGACCUGAGCCUGGAGAAACAACUCAACAGCUGCUUCUCGCACUUUAUCCUCACUUCUAUGGCGCUGGAGAUGCUAAAGCCGCAUGAGCUGGACCCGAUGCAGCCUCUGGUUGAUCUCUGGGCUGCAAACGGCACAUUCCCUCCCGAGAGCCGCGCAUAUGCUUGCGCCAACGUCGAGGCGGGAAAGAGGUUGCUGGAGAUCAGCGGCGCUGCCUAGAUCGGCAGUUAGACGAGGGGCCUCCCCGAUUGUUGUGCAAAACGUUGGGUAGUGUCGCAGCAUAACAAAGCGUGGUUGCCUUGGGUAAUGACAUGAUCGAGGGAUACACAUCGCACUCGGAAUGAGAAAUGAAAGGAAGGGAUGGGAUGGGAUGAGAUGCGUGCGUCUCACCCAUUGGCCUAGUUGUUUACAUACAUGCGUACUUCAUCACAACAUCAACAUGUUCACUCAAGCCAGCACUACAUGAGCGCAUUUAAGAAUGGAUAAAAACAUCAACGACGGAAA